Molecule: messenger RNA, 1747 nt
Organism: Arabidopsis thaliana (thale cress)
Lineage: Eukaryota; Viridiplantae; Streptophyta; Magnoliopsida; Brassicales; Brassicaceae
Product: mucin-like protein
Exons: 7
Coding region: 320-1594 (424 amino acids)
Source: RefSeq, marked reviewed
GAAACUAAUUUUUUCCCUCUUCUCUCUCUCUUUGGCCGUGGAGAUUUUUCUGAGCAAGCUUCGUGAUGCUAUCGAACCAGAGGAAGACGAAUUAGCUUCUCGAUCACGAUUCUUUUAGGUUUUGAUCGGAAAUUUCGGUUCUUCUUCUUCGUUUUCUACUUCAAUCGUUCUCGCUUUUGAUUUCUUCAAGUUCUGAUGAUGAUUAUCGAUCUUAUCGGAAAGCUUUAGCGGCAGAGAGAAAGAGUGAAUAAGUCGAGACUUCUCUGUCUGGUGAUACAAGGAUCCACAAAGGAAUCUCAGAUUCUCCUACUGUAGCAAUAUGAUGGACAAAGACGAGCCGUUUGUCUACAACGAGGUGGAUUACAAGACCCCAAAGCAGAGUCCCCAGACGUGGCCGAUGGAUAAGAUCCGGCAGAGCCGUUUUCAACAUAAAAUGUCAUCACUUUUGAGUCCGGUGACUCCUAAAAGGAAUUACAACAUUAGCAAUGCGAAGACACUCCUGCUGCAGUGUUUACGGGACGCUAAAUCAGAUCCACUCCCUCCUAGGCGCUUUCCGGUUUCAUGCUCAGAUGAAGGAAUCUUGAUGGAUGGUGUUCUGGUCACAUCAGCCACUAAAAAGAAGGUGUAUGAGUCUCCUUCAAGCUAUCCAGGACGAUCAGCACGUUCUUCAAUCUUCCGGAGUCAGCUCAAGAAGACUACAGAGUGUAGCAGCCCUAUAAGCGAUUCAGGACCUAACCAGGAAACCACUCGCUCUCAGCAAUCUUCUUCAGCUGGCAAGGAAAAUAUGCUGGCAAAUAGUCCUUGUACACCAAAGGCUGCUAAACCUUUCAAACUGCAAGCUUCUGCUGAACCAUUCAUCCUCACACCAAGACAAGCUGCUUCUCCUUAUACACCACAGCAACUCCCAUAUGAUCAUUAUAGUCCACAGUUUCCAUGCGCUAAUCCCCUGCACCUGCAGCUAUACCCGUACCUGCACCGGCCUCGGUCUCUGAUCUACGUUUAUCAGAGACCACCACUUUUUCCGCUCUUACCCCAUGGGCCUGACCCCUAUACGCUAGAUAGUCAAAAGGACUUUCCUCCAAUUCUCUCUGGCAACCAAACACCAACCACCAGUUCACACUCAGUACCCACAACACCUUCCUCUAGCCAGCUCAACACAACUACCAGCGACUCACCAGUCCACACUCCCAUAUCUACUACUCUUACAGUCGAUCUCAACACCAGUACUACCACCUCCACCCAUAGCUCCUCACCUUCUGUUGAUAGACUCGAUACAGUGGCCCAAAUACCAGACUUGUCGUCGUCACCUUCUGAUGGACUCGAAACAAUGACGCAGAAACCAGACUUGGCUUCACCUUCUGCUGGACGUGAAACAGAGACGCAAAAACCAGGCUUGGCUUUACCUUCUGCUGGACUUCGAACCAUGACGAGAAACAAAGACUGGUCACCUUCUGAUGAUGGACUCCCAACAUUCACACAAGAUCAACUUGUUUUCAUGAAAUCACAUAACAGGCUCUUCCCAGAUUAUGUUUUCGGGCGUUACAAAUACAAGAAGAGGAUGUCAGCUUUCAGACAUCAGGAGGAGCACCAGUAAAACGAAAAGGUAACAUUUCUGUUCAUAAAAAAGCUUCUAAUCACCACUAUAUGUCUUCCCAUCCGUCAAACUUUUGUCAGCUUUUCAUAGGAUUGUUAAAAAAAAAUCAUGAUUACAUAUAUACAUAGAAAGCUAAUAAAUAGACAACAAACC